Molecule: messenger RNA, 1425 nt
Organism: Haemonchus placei
Lineage: Eukaryota; Metazoa; Nematoda; Chromadorea; Rhabditida; Trichostrongylidae
Source: the annotation of a GenBank genome assembly
AUGGACGUCGGUCUGAACAUCAUCGUACUGAUCGUCCUCUAUUCGACCCUAGCCGUUACCGGCCUACUGGGCAACAUUUGGGUACUGAUUACUGUCUCAUCACAACUACUCGGUUGUUGCAGUGCGACAAAUCAACGAGGACGUGUAGUGAAGCCGAACACCCAAUCAUCAGCUUACAUCUAUCUUCUACUGCUCUCGGUAGUGGAUUUGGUGUCUCUAAUCCCUGUUCCUAUGUUGGUAGCCGAUCUACAGGAAAACGAGUUUAUUUUCGGUAUCGCCCUCUGCAAACUGCUGUGGUUCAGUGAAGGCACGAACAAGACACUGUCGCCUAUGAUUUUAACGGCUUUGUCGAUCGACCGCUACAUAGCUGUUUGUAAGCCAGCGUUGAUCUGGAUGCGACAAACCAAAUUCGCUAUCUUCGUUGUGUCUGUGUGCGUCGUGGUCUCACUGCUGUUCAUCACUCCGAUCACAGCACAUGCAAAAAUCGCAGAUAUGGAAGACUUCAACGGUAUGGUGUACCGGAAGUGCACCUUAGGCGAGAAUCUGUGGUUUGAUCUUGUUCACACACUCAUUUGCUAUGUAACACCGCUAUUGCUGAUAUUCUCGGUGUACAUUGUGAUAUUGGCAAAAUUAUUUCGUCAUACUCGUUAUUCGACUGUUGGCCGUAAGACGAGCAUAUCACUUUCGCGAGUGGUGAAGUGCUCGGUAUUGGUAGUCGCGUUCUACUUCAUCUGCUGGACGCCGUAUUGGACGAUGCGAAUUCAAGCGUUAGCCCACGAGGCUGAGAAGAACGUGGGCGCCACAUAUGAGAACGGCACAAGGAGCGACGAAUUUGAUGAAGUAAUAGGCGAUGAGACAUCAACACCAGUGAAUGGCAUCUUCAUCAUGUAUUUGAUGCAUUCAUUGCCAUACGCUCAGAGCGCAUUUAACUGGUUGUUCUACGCGUUUUUAAAUCGUAAUCUUCGUAAUUCAUCUGGCCGAUACAAUAACGGCGUUCGAUCGGUGCCGAUGACCAGCACGAUCGUCGAGAACGGGCCGAGUUCGGCUAGUGGUCUAACACCGCUAUGGAAGAAUUUGCAACAUGUUGGUAGUCAGCUGAAGUCGGCUAGUAUUGACACUGGCAAUGCACUGUUGAGGAUGUCUCCAUUCCAUGCGCGCUCACGAAUUCAAUCGCGGAUUCAAUCAAGAAGCUCAACUUGUUUGGAUUCGGCAUAUCUGGAUCGCCUGAUGCCACCAUCAACUCUCAUGACCUCAUCGCUGCUGGAUUUACAGCAGCGACCUUCGACGCUGAUUCCGCGUCAGGAGCCAUCGCUGGUCGGCAAGGCGCUGUCCUUUUCCGAUCUGCAGCAUUCUCGUCUGAUCGAUAAAUCCAGUGAACCGACUCCGUCGGCAGUCUCAGAGAGUUCGUCAGUUGAAUGGUUAUGA